Entrophospora sp. SA101 is the source of this 312-nucleotide messenger RNA. NCBI's taxonomy places the organism in Eukaryota, Fungi, Glomeromycota, Glomeromycetes, Entrophosporales, Entrophosporaceae. The record is from the annotation of a GenBank genome assembly.
AUGAUUAGGAAUGGAAAAAUAGAAUUUGUAGACUACAUAAAUAAAAAUAAUGCUGAAAAGGCAAAUUUGCUUGAAUCAAAAAUACAUGUUGAUCUUCAGACGGUGAGGGCUACAAUUACAUUAAAAAUAAGAAUCCAUGAAUUGGAAAUAAUCAAAAAAAUAACGGGGAAAGAUCUCUGGACAAAAGAUCUUGAUGAAUUAGAAAAAAUAUGGAACACGUUUAUUAAUAAUGACAGAGAGAAUAUGUCACCACCAUCAUCUUCUAAUACAUUUAAUAGCAAAAAAUCUAGGUCUAAAAUUAAUACAAUUUAA